AUUCGCCACAUAAUUGUAAUAUUUCGUUGUAAAUGUUUUCAACGCUGAAUUCGUUAUCUCACAGAAGACAAUAUUAAAAAUAGCUCGAUGGACGGGUAAACAGAGUUAUGUAAUGGGUGCUUAGUGCAUCUGUGGAUGCAUCGUGCUGUAUAUGAGUUGAGGAUGCUAGAUCAGAUUGCGUUUGAUGGAGUGACUUACUUUUUGGGACACCAUGUCAGGGGUCACACUUGACCAGGAAUAGAUUCAGCAUUUAUUGAUAGGCCGCCCUGCGGUCACUUACUCCCAUGGCGCGGUUAAUUUUAAUUUGUGUCAUAGUGAGUGCUUAUCUAGGUGGCAUAUUUUCGCAGGAAAAAACAGAGGUUGUUUCUAAUACUGAAGAUCCAUCUCUGUCCAACUCGAUACUUAAAGGAGCAACAAAGUCGGGAACUUUGUUUGAUUACCAAACUAGAGUAGUAGCUUAUAAAGAUCUCAUAGAAUCAAGAUGUUUGAUAGAAUUUUUAAAAGCUAGCGAAAGCUACAUUGGACAGUCGAACCAUAAACCACGGCUGGAUAAUGUCACCAAGAAUUUUUUUAUGACUGAAAAUCAGCUCUCCAAAAGACAAAUAUGGACAAUAGCUGGGCAAAGAGUUGUAGAUUUUUGUCGCGGUUUUCCAACUUAUCUCAUCCACGAUUUAAAAACAAACGACCAAAACAGUAUUUUUCAAGACAGUCUAAACGAGGGUAUUGCCGCAAGAAAAAAACGUGCAACUAAACAUUUUUUCGUUGGAAGGGUUAGAGGACAAACACAAUCACAAUAUCUAAAUUAUGGUAACAGCAAAGAUCCUGGAAAAGCUGAAGCCGAAUCAAGUUAUGGAAGUUCAAAGGCAGUAGUCAGUGGUAGUAGCGGAAUGGGCCAAGCCCAGAGUCAAAGUGUUCCAGUGGGUUGUGACGAAUGUUAUGGCGAAGGUUACGAUCAAGAACAAGGGCUUUAUUAUGGAAGACCUGGGGGUACACCGGAAUUUCCGGGAGAACAAUAUCGCAAGCCUGGAAGACCUAGCAUUCCGGGAUAUCCAGCUGAACCUGGAGGAAGACCCGGAGUUCCCGGAUAUCCUAGAGGGCCAGAAGAAAGACCCGGAUAUCCAGGAGGACCCGCAGUUCCCGGAUAUCCGGGAUUACCAGGAGGUAGACCCGGAAUUCCUGAAUACCCGGGAGCACCAGGGGGACGACCUGCAAUUCCUGGAUAUCCAGGAGGACCAGAAGGAAGACCCGAAAUUCCAGGAUAUCCAGGAAAACCAGAAGAAAGACCUGGCGUUCCGGGAUUUCCAGGGAGACCAGAUGGGCGGCCUGGUGUGCCAGGAUAUCCAGGAAGACCAGGAGAACGACCAGAAAUACCCGGAUAUCCUCAUAUACCUGAGGGAAGACCAAGAAUUCCUGGAUAUCCAGGAAGACCCGAAGAAAGACCUGCAUAUCCAGAGGGACCAGUAGAAAAACCUGGAAUUCCUGGUUAUCCUGAGGGACCAGAAGGUAGACCCGGAUUUCCAGGACGACCAGAAGAAAGACCUGUAGUCCCCGGCUACCCGAGUUUACCAGGGGGAAGACCGGGAGUACCGGGUUAUCCAAGAGGACCGGAUGGACGGCCAGCAUUUCCAGGGUAUCCACAACCUGGAGUUCCCGGAUAUUCAAAACAACCCGGACAACUACCUGGAGUUCCCGGAGUACCAGGAUAUCCCGGUGAACCCGAAGCAAAACCUGGUGUACCAGGAUACCCUCGACCGGGAGUUCCUGGGUACCCUGGGGGAGAAAUACCGUCGCAUCCAGGAGGAGAAAAGCCCGGAUAUCCGCUUUCACCUACUGGACCUGGAGUACCGGGUUACCCUGGUUAUCCUGGCUACCCACAGUACCCUACAGGGCCUUCUCCAGGACUACCAGAAGGUCCUUCACGGCCCGGUUAUCCUAGCGGUCCGGAAAAGCCAGGAUAUCCUCCAACUGAAGGCUAUCCAUUAAGACCGGGAUAUCCAACACCACCCAGCUAUCCAGUGCCGGGAGAAGUGGGAUAUCCUACUCCACCUGGAAAAGUUUCCACCGGCAAAUUUAGUGGACAACUUUCCGGAGAUUAUGAAGCAGAAGUUGGACAAAGGGGUAAAUUUUCUGGAAUCUUUUCCGGACAAUAUGAAGCUCAUCAUAAUGGAAAAAUUGCCGGAAAAUAUGUUGAUGGAAAAUACUAUCCAGGCCAGCCUGCAGGUCCUAGUUACCCGGGAUAUCCCGGCUUACCAACUCCACCAGGUUAUCCUGGACCUGCACCUUAUCCUACUGCACCCGGCGGCGUAGGCAAAAUCACGUAUCCCGUAGGACCUGGUGGAGUACCGGGUUACCCUGGAACACCAACUUAUCCAAGCAUUCCCGGAUAUCCAACACCCGGACACCCAGUAACAGAACCGGGAUAUCCAGGAGUACCAAGUUACCCGGGAGCACCACGUCCAGGAGUACCAUCCGGCCCAAGCGGUCCAAGUUAUCCCGGUGGUCAAAUCCCCGGCUAUCCAGGAGUACCAUCACCGGGUUUCCCAGGAGGUCCACCUCCAGGUUAUCCAGGAGUUCCAACGGCAGGUUAUCCAGGAAUUCCAACUGGCCCAGGGGUUCCAAGUUACCCUGGAGGUCCUUCUGUUAGUUUUCCCGGAGUACCAUCAGUUCCUCCAGGAGUUCCAAGUUAUCCAGGAGCUCCAUCUCCUGGCUAUCCAGGAGCCCCAUCUUCUGGCUAUCCAGGAGCUCCAUCGCCUGGCUAUCCAGGAGCUCCAUCGCCUGGCUAUCCAGGAGCUCCAUCGCCUGGCUAUCCAGGAGCCCCAUAUCCUGGUUAUCCAGAAGCUCCGACUCCAAGCUAUCCAGGAGCUCCAACCCCUGGUUAUCCAGGAGCUCCGUCUCCGGGCUAUCCAGGCGCACCAGCCCCGGGUUACCCAGAAGCCCCAUAUCCGGGCUACCCAGGAGUUCCAUCUCCUGGCUAUCCAGGGGCUCCAUCUCCUGGUUAUCCGGGCGUACCAUCAGGUCCAGGUAUUCCAAGUUAUCCACAAGGUCCACCUCCAGGUGCUCCUGGUUAUCCAGGAGUUCCAACAGGUCCAAGUUAUCCCGGAGCGCCAGGAGGACCCGGCUACCCCGAACCAAGACCAGGUCAACCAGGUUAUCCAGGAGUACCACCCGGUUAUCCCGGAGCCCCAGGCGAAACUCCAAGUAGGCUCACUUAUCCUGGAGCUCCUGGCCAACCCGGAUAUCCCGGUGCACCAACGGGAGAAGAAGCCGACGGUGCCGACUCUCAAGUACAAACAUCCGUCCAACAAACCAAUAACGAAACACAAGCAAGUGCUCAAGCUCAAGGACGAUACGCUGGAGGAAUGGCCCAGUCUCAAGUUUCCGGUACUUACAGCGGUUCCGGUUCUUUCAGUGCUUCAGCUGGAAGUGAUGAUGGCAAAAAAGGGGCAUUAUCACAAGUUUCCGGGGGUAAGGAAGGUGCAUUGAGCUCAGCUCAAGGAAGAGGCGGCUUGGGUCAAAGUCAAGCACAAGUUCAACUAGCAUCAGAAAGUGGUGAUACCAUAUCAAGUGCUCAGACGGAUGGAUGGAACCACGGUUCGCAAACACAGGUACAAGCAAGUGGGAAAGGAGGAAUGGCAGAUGCUCAAGCGAACGGACCUGGAAGCACCUCGUCUCAGGCUCAAAUUGGGUUCACUCCGUAUGACGAAAACGAAAGAAACGACCAAUCGACGCCUUUUAGAGGCGGAGGAACAGCAAGUGCCCAAAGUGGUACUUACUCAGGACAAGCCCAAAGUCAAAUCCAGGGGAAGUUUCAAUACGGCAUUAAAUACACGGGAGCUGCACAAGCCGGUUCAGGGAGCAGAGACACAAUAGCUUUGGCUCGGAACCAGUCAAGACCUGAAGGACUUACAGGAACCUUCCCAAAAUUCACACCUUUGAAUUUCACUUCUGGGCGAAACCCAAACACUAAUCCACAAGACUUACUGAUGCAAACUAGCCGAAAAUCAGUUCAUAAAACACUAAGUAUGGACGUAGCAACCCAAAAGGCACCAACUGAAGACCAAACUGUUCCAAUCCCUGACGAAACCGAAGACACAGCUACAGAAGACUACCAUGACGAAGACUACGACUACGACUCAGACUACUCCACCCAAAAACCCAUAACCAAAAGCAUAAUCUCCCAAUCCUCCAAAACGCAACGCCAGCACAUCGUGCUCGACCCUCUCGAAGACCUCGAUGCCACAGUGCAACAAAGCUACGGGUACCCUCCCGAUGGUACCAUCCUCCAACCUGGAGAAACGAUUCCUGGCUCUCCCGGCUACCAGAUCCCUGCCGGGUUCCGGGGACGUGUCAAGGCCAUCGCUAACGGGCCGAACACCUACGCCACGGGCAGAAACUCGCAAGCUCAGAGUGUGACACUGACACCAGGGACUGGACGCAUUAUUUACAAAAAACCGAUCUAUGCAGUCACCUCUAAUUCGCACCAAAACGGACAUAUGGGCUUCGGGUCGGGAUAUACUUAUCAACCGGCGACGUAUCAAGUCAAGAGCGGGAAAUCUCUACCGAAUUUUAUUUCCCUGAGCAAGUCGGAAACAGGGUCUAAGAACCCUUACACUGGACAAAAGACCCCGAAGGUGUAUUAUGCCCAGUCUUCGAGUUGUGGGGUUUUCACGAAUACUUGCGUUUUUAAUGGAAGUGGAAAACUGUGCUUUCCCAAGCCCAAGACUAACCCCGAUGGGAGUUUUAUGACGUGUUGAGGGUUGUUUGUAUUGUAAGUUAAUUAAGGUUUUGUAAAUUAUGUCGUGUCAUAAGUUUUAAAUAAAGUUUUUGAUUAUUU
Molecule: messenger RNA, 4834 nt
Organism: Tribolium castaneum (red flour beetle)
Lineage: Eukaryota; Metazoa; Arthropoda; Insecta; Coleoptera; Tenebrionidae
Product: collagen alpha-2(IV) chain
Exons: 6
Coding region: 285-4754 (1489 amino acids)
Source: RefSeq, a predicted model, not a curated record